Molecule: messenger RNA, 1413 nt
Organism: Rotaria sp. Silwood1
Lineage: Eukaryota; Metazoa; Rotifera; Eurotatoria; Philodinida; Philodinidae
Source: the annotation of a GenBank genome assembly
AUGGCAACUAUUCAAUCAAUUCCUGCUCGACCACCACCACCACAACAACAACAACAACAACAACAUCCAUCAAUGAUACAGAUCUGCGCUUUCAAUUGUUAUAAUCACUUUGGGUAUGAAUUAUCAUAGAAAUUAUCAUAGAAAACGAACUUAUUGAUCAGGAUAAAACAUUUUCUAUAGUUAUUAUGUUUCAAUGAGAAUAGUUUUAUUCUUCCAUUUUUUAUUCAAUUGAUUUAUUUCAUGAAACGUUUCGAAGGAUACUUCCUUCUUCAUCAGGUUUUUACGAACAAAACAAGAUAAAAUUAAUUUACAAAUGAAGAACAUAUAUAUAUAUGUAGAAAAAUUGAACUCUUUUUCCUUUGAAUUUUUGAAUAGUAGAUUGGACGACAACAAGACGGUAACACUGGAACAAAAAGAAACUAUAUUACCUGGUUUCUUCUUCGUUCGUUCCAUUAUUGAAAAGAAAAAAGAAAAGAAAAAGAGAUAGUUCAAUUUUUUUACAUAUAUAUAUGUUCUUCAUUUGUAAAUCAGUUUUAUCAGGUUUUGUUUGUAAAAAUUUGAUGAAGAAGGAAAUAUCCUUCGAAACGUUUCAUGAAAUAAAUAAAUUAAAUAAAAAAGGGAAGAGUAAAACUAUUCUCAUAGAAUUAUCAUGUCCUUCCGAACUAUCACUGAGUUAUUGUAUUUGUUUCUGUUAAAGUUUGUGUAAUAUAGAUAAUUUGUCAAUGAUUGGAAAGAUUAUCUUUGUAUAAAUAAUAUCUGAUUGAGUUUAUGAUAUCUAUUUAAAUAUAAUAAAAACAUGUGUAGAUAUGUAUCUCUGAUUGAAGUCAAUGUUCUGCUUUCUUUUCUCACUAGCAUUUUUCAUUAUUUAUUUUAUAUUGAUAAAUUGACAAUUUUUUCAUUGAUUCUUGUUCGUUUUCUUACAUGAAUUUAGUUUAUCAGAAAACAAAACAGAUUGUUAUGUUUAACCAAUUGAUAUAGUUGAUUAUUUUCGAAUAAUGAAUCAAUUAUGUUGAUUUAUAUGUGAUCUUGAAAAAUGUAUUCGUGUCAAUAUGACAAACUAAUUAACGAUUUCAGAUUAUUCUGAUCGAUAAGACUUUAAUUAUAUUGAUGUAUACUGUUCUGCAUAAAAAAAAACAUUCUGAUCAUAAGAGAAUAUUGUUUUUGACAAAUUUUUUAUUUUUAUUUUCUUAAUAGAAGCGAAAAUCCGUUCAAGAUUGACAGUGCUAUUUGUUUCGCUAUAAGUGAGAUUAUACUUAUGAAAAAAGUUCAUUAAAAUAAAGUUAAGAUUGUUUUCGAUAAUGGAUUAUAAAUAUGAUUUAAUAUGUCGAUCACGAAUGGAUUAUUAAAUUAUCUAAGCGCACAUAUAGAAGAUUCUUCUUAUAAGGGAAGGUCUCCAAGUAAUGAGCCGAGAUU